This is a messenger RNA of Pseudophryne corroboree (corroboree frog), 2586 nucleotides long. It is a transcript of the gene NECTIN2, whose product is annotated as nectin cell adhesion molecule 2. The transcript is spliced from 6 exons. NCBI's taxonomy places the organism in Eukaryota, Metazoa, Chordata, Amphibia, Anura, Myobatrachidae. The record is from RefSeq and is a predicted model, not a curated record. Bases 408 to 1808 code for a protein of 466 amino acids.
GCUCCCCGCAUGUCACAUCACGCACUGCCCUAGAUUCCCGGCUAGCAAGCAGGCACUGAGCGCGGCACCGUUGGAGUUAAUCCCCGGGACGAACAGGUGAAGUGGGUGGGGCUUCCCAUGCUAAUAGUAACCGUGACGUCAGCAUCUGGGAGCAGUGAAACCACAGCGAGAGAGGGAUCUGCAGCAGCACACACUACUAGUGGGGAUCAGCAGCCCUCAUACCAGGGAGCAACAGAUACAAAGAGAACCAAGAGACGGCCACACAGAGCCAGGAGAUCGCUGCAACGCCAGGAGACACCUGCAAAGCCAGGAGACACACAAAAGAGCUAAGAGACAGCCAGAGAACCAGGAUACAACCACAGGGACAGCCAGAGAGCCAGAAGACAGCUGGGUCCAGUACCUAGAGGAUGCAGAUCCCCCUGUUCCUCCUCCUCGGGCUGUGUGCAGUCCUGCAGGCCCAACAGGUCUCAGUCAAGGACAAGUUGACUGGCUUCAUUGGUCAGGAGGUCAUUUUGCCAUGCACGAUCACCAACCAGGACCCCAACGUGCACGUAAGCCAAAUAAUGUGGAUGAAAGAUGGCGUCAAUGUGGUGGCUUACAGCCCUGUCCUUGGCACCCACCCGAGCGACGCAGCCCACUUUCAGUUACUGGAGCCCUCAGAAAACAACGCAACACUCCGGAUUCUGAAUGUCCGUGCCACUGAUGAAGGAGAAUAUGUGUGUGAGGCAACUACCUUUCCACAUGGUAACCGCAACGCAGCUACCGCACUGACUGUCAAAGCGAUGCCACAAAACUCUGCAGUAGUCAGUUCUGGAGUGGUGGCUGGUGACCAGGAACAGGUUGUAGCUACAUGCAGAUCGGCCAAUGGAAGGCCUCCGCCUGGGAUCACGUGGCAGACGAGUCUUGCAGGCAAUGUGAGCAAUACCGUAACCAAUAACAGCGAUGGAACAUCCACUGUAGUCAGCCAGUACUUGACUAAGCCAACAUGGACAGCGGAUGGGAUGCCGAUCCUAUGUAUCAUCAACUAUGAGUCAACUGAGACACCCAUUCCUUUGAAAUUGUCCGUGCAGUACCCCCCUAUGGCUACCGUUGAUGGAUUUGAUGACAACUGGCACUUAAAUCGCAAGGGUGCUUACCUGAGUUGCGUCGGCAGAGGAAACCCCCCUCCCACGUCAUAUACCUGGAAAACUGCAGAUGGGUCUCCACUUCCUAGCUCUGUCCGGGCACAGAACAAUAUUCUAUAUGUGGACGAAGUGGAUGAGCGCGUCAACAGAACGUUUCUAUGUGUAGUCACCAAUGCCCUUGGGAGCAGGGAAUUCCGUCAGGAUGUAUUUGUGAGAGAGCAUGCAGUGCUGGCGCAGACAAACGCGGGAGCCAUCGCCGGGGGGGUAAUUGGGGGGAUUCUGUUCCUCCUCCUUCUGGCUGCCAUCAUCUUCAUCGUCAUCAAGAGGGGAGGACUACAGAACAAGAAGGACCGUGGAACUUACAAUCCAAAAACCAGAGUAUUUGGCACUGGUAAACCAUCUCAGGAAUUCACCUACCAAGACGAUGGCGAGUUAGACAAACCCCUCAAAUCUUCUGGUCCCAUGAGAGACAGCGGGCUAAGCCCCUCACUAGGAGAAGAGGAGGAGGAAGAGGAAAGGAUGAAAUACAAAGUUCUGGAAGACGACGAAGAGGAAGAGAGAUUUAAUGAGGUGGGGCCCAUGCUACAACUUAGACCUCAUCCUCAACAUGACUCUUAUCUGGAUGACGACAUGGAGUCACAGAAUGAUGGCUCCUUUAUCUCCAGGACUGCAGUAUAUGUGUGAGACUCCAUAUCCGCAUUCUGUGUUUGUGCCCUUUUCAAGCGCCUGGAUUGCAGAGUGUGUAUAAUCUGCCCCAGUUGUAUGAACUGUAGAGUAUAUGUAACUCUACCCGUCCCUGUCCCUCCACUCAUCUGGAGUCUAUCUAACUUAAUUUACACCAUGAGCCAUCUGGACUGCAAUGUACAUAUACAGUAGGAAUAAUCCCCUUGUUUAAACUCGAUCUUCAGUCAGGUAUGUGCAACCCUUCUCACCCUUUCAAUAAUUAGAAAUGCAAUUUAUACAAAAUAUCCUGUAAAUGGUCACUGGGAUUCCAAUUGAUUCAGAACCCCUUAAAAACACUCCUCAAGACUGUUGAACAGGUAAAUCCUUUCCCUUAUUCCCUACUAAAGACAGCAGUGUACUGUUGUUGCCCUUACUUUGGACUAUUAAGAGACUGUUUUGAACAUGAAUUUCCCUUAUCUCACUGCAUCUUGGUUACCCCUCAUUAUUUCAGGGGGCUGGGUACUGCGUAGGGGGGAGCUACUCUGGCCUUAUGUAUGAACCUGCUGUGUCAGGAUGUGGCUGCCUUUGGAAGUAUUUAAGGGUCUGCACUGGAGAUUUUAUUGAAGGGGUUUGCACUAAUAGAAACAAAGAAGAAAGGAUUAAAGAUUAAUAUGAAGGAAAUUAAACUUUGGUUUAAUAAAAACAGUCGGGAUAUUUUAUGUUUUUGAUUUUAUGCUAUUAUUUUUUUUGUAUUUCUGUAAAAAAAAACAGAUUUUAAUAAACAUUAAGUAAAAACUUG